AUGGCUGCAAAGGCUGCUCGCUAUGCUGAAUCGCUGGACGACGCCCGCUGCGAGGGCAACUGGACAGACGUCCCCGAGCUGGUUCGCAAGGUCCGCAAACACGAUCCAUCACGAGAAUGCCUCACAUUGACCGCCGAAACGGAAUGCGUCAUCUCCAAAGUAACAGCCGCCGGCGAUCAACUGGCCGAGCUCGACGUCCCUAAUCGACUUCCGAAGCUCAUGGCUGUGAUUGAGGCCGAGGCAAAUCCCACCGAAGAACGAUUCCAGGCCCAAGUGUGUGUUGGAUGGCUGCAUUGGGUUGUUGGGGAAUACGCGCUGGCGCUCGAGCGACUACCCAAGAGUCUCAACGAGCAAUAUCCAGACAUCGACCCGGCCAAUACAGUUUCAGAGUGGACCAGUGUGUGUGCCUUGAAGGCUGCCUACCUCAGGGCUAAUUGCCUGAUGAGAGAUGGCCAGAGAUUGCAGGCGCUGGAAGCACUGCAGGCGGGCCUCCCGUCUCUGGACCGAGUAUGGUGUGGCCACGGCGUCCGUAAGCAGCUGCGGUAUUGGUCAGAGCUGUUCCUCACCGAGCACUGUAUGCUCAACAGUGACGCGCUUCACAAUAACGAGUUUUCCUUGGAUGACCCUAAUUCCAUUGCCAGCUUUCGAUCUUGGGCAAGAUACUGGAAAAUCAUGUCAGCCCCCGUCACGGGCGGUUUUGGCUUCAAAGGCGCUGUCCCUCGAAGAAGGAUAUGGCACGAAUAUUAUCUGGCCUUGUCUCGAAUUUUGGAGAACGACCUUCCUUAUCCACCUGGGCAAGCUGAAAAGAUGGUGGAAGAUAUGUCAGCUCGAGGCCAAUUAAGAGUUGAGAUCCAGCGUGCAGAGUCCGCCUAUCAAGCUCUUCUGCUUGGCGAGACAGCUUUUCCACGAGCAGACGAAGAGCGUGCGGAAAUCGAAACAUUCAUCAAGCAAGUCAUGAUGAACUGGUCCAUAUUGUGUGGUCGUGGGUGGAGCGAGCAAGAUCUGGGCCAAGGGGGCCGGGAUCUUCUUAGCCGUACCGUGCUCGACACCCUGUACAAUGCCGCUACAAGGACAUACCACUCGACAGCCAUUCUUCGAUCCUUAUUCCUCGUCCAUUUAUCAGUGGCCGAGUUCGACCUAGGGUUUAAGGCGCUCGACUCUUACCUAGAUAUUGUUAAAAAGGGCAAAGCGCGUGUUGCAAAGACAGGGCACGCAGAGCCGAGUUUGGACGACGACAAGACCGCUUUGGAGACUAUAUCACAGGCUAUUAUGAUUCUGUGUUCCUACGGACAUCAACAAGCCGCAGAAAAGGCCCGACAUUUGGGCACCGAGCUGGAAGAGUGGCUUUCUAAACUUCCACACUCUAAUCUGCAAGAGAACGGCACACCCAUCAUCGUAGAGGAUAAAGAGGAGAUCGAAGUACCAGCUAGCGCUCCACCCCCUCAGACUAUUGCUCUCGCGUGGCAAGCUAUUGGACUCGGUCAUGCUCACUGGUCUCGAGUGACGACUGAUGCUGGGUCGAGGGCUGAGAUACAGUCCAAAGCAAUCAGAUGCCUUCGCCGGUCUUUGGCCCCUGAGUAUGGCCGCUCAAAAGAUGUCAGAAGCUUUUUCGCUCUUGGACUCUUGUUAGCUGAGCGACGCGAGCUAACUGCAGCCAUAGAGCUUGUUAGGUCUGCCUUAAUAGCUGUGCAUGGAUUCGAGGAAGACUACAACCUAUUCUAUGGGCCUUACUGGCAAGAGAGGUCUCUUAUCCCCCUGUGGCAUCUCUUAUCCAUCCUCUUAAGCGCCCGACAAGACUAUGUAAUGGCAGCAAGGGCGUGUGAAGGUGCUCUGGACCAGUUCAAAGAUCCAACCAUUCUCUUUGGCAAAGCAGAAAAUCGUUUCCGCAGCGAACAUCUCAAGGACGUUGAAACUAAAAAUUUGCCUCCAAGAGGACUUGUUGAUGAUAUGAGCGACGAGGAAAAGAUCGGAAUCAUGGACGUUAAGAUGACACAGCUCGCCUUGGUUGAGCUCAUGGAAGGCCCAGAUGUUGCUGUGAAUGCCAGUUUGGAGCUGUUGACUCUGUUUUCACGACUAUUCGGUAGUAUCGACGUGCAACAGCCGGCACUCAGGCCCCCCGUUAUUGCAGAGCCGCCAAGGACGUCGCGCACUUUCAAGGGUAGCAUCUUUGGAUCGCGAGUUGAUAGGUCAAGGCAGGCAAGCAACCAGAACCUGGGAGAAAAUUCGACUACACCUGCUCGGCCUGCUACGUCUCACACCACUGCGGCUGCAACGGUCGCUCCGGCGGUCCAAGUAACAGCAGAAAAUGGACACACAAGGUCAAGGAGUGGUAGUCUGGGCACUCAGACACGAAGGAGCGAGUCUGGAAGGAGAAAUAGUUUGAAGAAAAAGUCAAGAAGCGGCAGCCAACGACGCAGAUCGUCGAGCGCAGGUGGCGUGUCACAUCAAUCAGCGAUAAUCGGAGACUCCGAUCCGGCUGGCCACGACUUCUUCUCGGCAUCUGGUCGACGUCUGCAGACUCGGAUGGCAAGCUCCUCUCGCGGAAGGACAAUUUCCUCACUGAGCUCAAAUCUCACCAACAGUUCCAAGUUGACUGAGGAUUCAGAGCUGUCAGUUGACAUCAGCUUUACACUACCUCAGCUACUACCUCUUAUCAAAUUCCCAAGAGAAAAGGAGAGGCGCCAGCGGACAACAGUCUUAGUUAAAGUAUGGCUGAUGAUUGCUGGAUUCUAUCGACGAGCGGGAUUGUUGGAGGACUGCAGAGGUGCCGUGGCUGAAGCUCGGAAAUUGAUUGAGACACUAGAAAACGAUUACGCUAAAGAGCUUUCUCUUGGACCAAGCUCUUCUAAAGGUCCGGCUUGGGGCGAGAAGAAGAGUAUUGAUGAGCUAUGGGGUGACCUUUACUCUGAGCUGGGUUUGAUAUCAUUGGCUAAACAGACGCCAUACAUGGCCAGGACUGAUUUCGAAUCAGCUUUGACGCACUAUCCCGAUCAUCCUGCUGCCAUUGUCGGUCUAUCCAACAUUUUGCUUGACAUAUAUAGCGAGAAACUCCUCCCCACACCAUCUAUUCCACCGCUGGAUGGGCACGAAUUUACAGAUGAUGCAAUUCAUCACAGAUCUGAACCUCCGUCAGGUAGCCUCAAAACUCUACCGUUUACUCCUCUGGGCCUCGCUUCCGAACCUUCUACGGUUGAAGUCCCCAGCCCUAGCGAGGAAGACGAAAAAGAGGAGUCCAAAGCUGCAGGCUCUGGUAGCGAUUCUCAAGAGGAGGACAAACUUCCCGCGCCAUACAAGGCCUCUCAUCUACCGCUUAUAGAUCGACUAGCCGCGCGUGAUCGCGCUUUUACGCUAUUAUCAGGCCUCACUCGCCUCGGUACGGGCUGGGACUAUUCCGACGCAUGGUUUGCGCUCGCUCGCGCUCAUGAAGAGAACGGGCAGCUGGAAAAGGCGAAGGAAGUCCUUUGGUGGUGCGUCGAGCUUGAAGAAGCCAUGGGAGUACGAGAUUGGCGCAGCCUUGCAGGUGGAGGCUACAUUAUUUAA
This is a messenger RNA of Trichoderma gamsii, 3540 nucleotides long. RefSeq lists its product as hypothetical. The record is from RefSeq and is a predicted model, not a curated record. Bases 1 to 3540 code for a protein of 1179 amino acids. Lineage: Eukaryota; Fungi; Ascomycota; Sordariomycetes; Hypocreales; Hypocreaceae. The transcript has 4 exons. Gene Ontology annotation, molecular function: protein binding.